Messenger RNA from Cicer arietinum (chickpea), 3718 nucleotides. NCBI's taxonomy places the organism in Eukaryota, Viridiplantae, Streptophyta, Magnoliopsida, Fabales, Fabaceae. The record is from RefSeq and is a predicted model, not a curated record.
AGAAAAAGAACAUUAUUCUCUGUUUUGGCGGUUGAUCCUUUGUGGCGCUGGCUGGCGCCAAACCAUUAUGACAUGACGCACAGAGUUUUUCUCGGACCACUCUGUCUCUCUCAUUCUUUUCAACAAACACAUUCCCCUUAACUCUAACAUUUUUUUCUUUUCUUUUCUUUUCAAUUAAAUUAAUUAAUUAAAAACACAUAAUUACGUACAAAUUCAAAUGGAUGCAUGUUUCAUUGAUUCUCAACUCUUCCUUCAACAACCAUUCUUGAUUCAACGUCAGCAUUCCCAGGGUUUGAAGAGUUCUUUGUGUGAUAUGACACAAAGGAGAUUUCUUUGAAAUGUAUCUUUGUGGAAAUCUGAGGUUGCUUGUCACACCAGGAACCUAAGUAAUGAAUUCCGCCAUAGAUAACAGAGAAUUAAGUAGUCCAAAUGACAUUUUCAAUGGAAUUGAGAGAAAUGGGCAUUCAGUAUCCACUUAUGGUGAGGUGAAAGCUAAACAUCGAUUGGUUUUGGUUCAAUGGUUAAAUAGUCUUGUUCCUUCUUUGGAUUUUUCGACAUAUGUCACAGAUGGUGAGUUAAGAGCAUGCUUGAGCAAUGGUACAGUUUUGUGCCUGAUACUAAACAAGCUGCGGCCCGGUUCCGUGACUAUGGUCAGUGAAUCUGAUCAUUCUCUCCCAUCUCAAUCAGAAAAUGUAAAAACGUUUCUGAAAGCUUUGGAUGGAUUGGGGUUGCCACGGUUCGAAAUAUCAGACCUUGAGAAGGGAUCUAUGAAGCCUGUUGUGGAUUGUCUUUUAAUACUCAGAGCAAAAAGUCUGCAGCAUUCUUUGGGAGAUAAUGUUUCUGUAACCAAUUGCAAUUCAUCAAGUCCUCGUGGGUUUGCACCUUCCAGUUUUCAUUAUUCACCGCCGCCAUUUGGUGUGGACCGGACGAAGGGUUUACCCGAGUCAAGGUUUCAUCGUGUUAAGAGUAGCCCUCUUAUGACGGAACCAUCAGCUUCAUUAAUAUACCAAGUUGGUCAUAAGUUCCAUGAGGUGUUUCAAAUUAAACCUGGAAGCUACGCAGAUCUUCCUGCUUCAAAAAUAUCAGAAAUGAUGAAAUCAAACAGUUUAGAUAAUGCUCCCACCCAGUCGCUAUUAAGUGUUGUCAAUGGUAUUCUCGAAGAAAGCGUCGAAAGAAGAAAUGGAGAAAUACCUCAUCGAGUGGCGUGCUUGUUGAGAAAGGUUUCACAGGAGAUUGAGAGGCGCAUAUCAACUCAAGCAGAACAUAUGCGCAUUCAAAGUAAUCUUUUUAAGGCUCGGGAAGAAAAAUAUCAAUCGAGAAUAAGAGUACUUGAGACACUUGCAUCUACAAAUAGUAAAGAGAAUGAGAUAUUUGCUAGCCAGCUUCAGCAGUUGAAGGGUCUUAUCGUCAAAGAGGAAGAAAAGAAGGAAGAUGAAAAAGAAGUUAUUAGGUUGACGAAAAUGCUGGAGGACAAAAUUUUAGAAAUUUCAGAAUUGAAGCAAAAACUGGAAGCAGCCAAAAAAACAAAUGAAGCACAAUUCUCACAGUUGGAAGAAGAAGCUACAGAUGCUAAAGCAGAAACGAGACAUAAAUAUCAAGAAUAUGAGUAUCGAUUAGAAGAAUUGAGGAAUGAGGUUAAGGAACUUGAGGCUUCUUCGGAUUCAAAAUAUCAGGAGUGGAACAUGAAAAAGGACCAAUUGCUGUCUGUUAUAAAUUUUCAAUUUAUUUCCCUACAGAAAUUGAGAUUAUCUUGGGAAUCCAUUAAGCAAGAUGUUAAGAAAGGGGAAACGGUUUAUGCAGAGGAGUGUAAUCGAUUUGGUGUAAAUCUUAAACCACUCAUACAUGCAUCUGCAAACUAUCACACUGUCCUUGCUGAAAAUAGAAAAUUGUUUAAUGAAGUCCAAGAACUAAAAGGAAAUAUCAGAGUCUUUUGUCGAAUUAGACCAUUUCUUGUAGGCAAAAAGGAAAAACAGUCUAUUGUAGAAGACAUAGGUGAAAAUGAUUUGGUUGUGGCAAAUCCCUCCAGAGAAGGGAAAGAUGCAAUUCGAUCAUUUAAGUUCAAUAAGAUUUUCGGUCCUGCCGCAACUCAAGUGGACGUAUACUCUGACAUUCAACCUUUGGUAAGAUCAGUACUAGAUGGAUAUAAUGUAUGCAUAUUCGCUUAUGGCCAAACUGGUUCAGGGAAAACUUUCACAAUGACUGGUCCAAACGGAGCAACAAACGAGACUCUCGGUGUUAAUUAUCGAGCUCUAAAUGACCUCUUCAAAAUUUCCACAAGUAGAGCAAGCUUCAUAGACUAUGAGAUUUGGGUUCAAAUGGUUGAGAUAUAUAACGAGCAAGUUCGUGACUUGUUAUCAACCGUUGGUUCUCCAAAAAGACUUGGGAUAUUGACUCACUCUCAAACCAAUGGUAUAGCAGUACCAGAUGCUAGCAUGUUCCCUGUUAAGUCACCUUCAGAUGUCAUUAAGUUGAUGGACAUUGGACUUAAAAAUAGAGCUAUCGGUGCGACUGCUAUGAACGAAAGAAGUAGUCGUUCUCACAGUGUGGUCUCAAUUCAUGUUCGCUGGAAGGAUUUCAAGUCUGGUUCUACUCUGCAUGGUAAUCUUCAUUUGGUAGAUUUGGCAGGAAGCGAAAGAGUAGAUCGCUCUGAAGUCACCGGAGAUAGGCUUAGGGAGGCACAAUAUAUAAACAAAUCACUUUCGGCCCUCGGAGAUGUCAUUUUUGCCCUUUCUCAAAAGAGCUCCCAUGUACCAUAUAGAAACAGCAAGCUUACUCAACUUUUGCAAACUUCUCUUGGUGGUCAAGCAAAGACUCUCAUGUUUGUCCAAAUUAACUCAGACGUGAGUUCGUAUUCUGAAACUCUUAGUACUUUGAAGUUUGCCGAAAGAGUUUCUUCUGUUGAACUAGGUGCUGCACGGAAUAACAAGGAUGCUAGAGAAUUGAUGGAACAGGUGGCUUCCUUGAAGAACACUAUUUUGAAAAAAGACGAGGAGAUUGAGCGGCUUAAAUUGCCAAACCCGUCAGUUGGUGGUAUUUCUAAGCAAAUUCAAAAACUAUCAAGUGGAAGUUAUAAGCACCUUGAAAGUGAUAUCCAACAAGCAAUGGAUGAUCAUAUACAGCAAAAUGAAUUUCUCCAACCAGAAUUUUCAGAUGCAGAUUUUCAAGAAAGAUCAAGUGACAUUUCUGACAAUAGUCUUGCUCCGGGCACAGAUUUUGAUUGUUCUUCUGAAAAUUCCAUUUUCAAUGAAGCCAGAAAAACUUCAAAUAAGACACAGAAGUCGAAAGGAUUACUCAAAAGUGUCCGAGCAGUAAGGAAAUUAAUCCGAGUCCCAUCUACCACGGCGAUAACAAAGGAUUCCUUUAAGAAAUCACCAGGUAUGACAAGAAGCCCCAGUAUUGGCCAACUUAAAGCUCCAAAACGGUGGCAGUAAAGUAGGAGGCAGUAGCUACAAUUAAAUUGCAGAGUAUUCACGAUUUGACACGUGCCAUGUAAAUAUGGAUUCAGACUUUGUUCCUAUCUCAAAUUGAUGAUCGAGAUCAAUUAAUGUGUAUAACUGUGUGUUUAUUUUACUAUAAUGAAUCCAUAUCCGUGUAAAUAUAAUUAAUUCACUACUAUGUUUGAACUUCUAACACUUAGUCACAUGGGUGACAUUUUUGUGGAUAUAUUGUAACAGAUUUUGUAUUUAUAAUCAUAUGAGAAGAAAAACAAAUUAUAUAA